AUGUUCCAGUUGUGUCAUCAGGUCGCCAUUUUGUGUUGUGUAGUACUGAUUAUAAUUUGUAGUGGUGUGGUAGAAUCCGCAGAGUACGAAAAUUGUUUUCAAUGGGAAGAUAAUUAUUUCCUCUGGACCAUCAACAACAGUUCUAUAAAGGGGAGAGCUGUGUUUAAGAAUGCCGCAAAGGGAUGGGCAUCUAUAGGCUUCCGAACAGGUUACGAAUACAUGACACUGGUGGAUGAUAAUGGUGGGACUGAUUAUCCCAAAAUGGGGAAAUCCACACUCCUAGUGGGUUUCCGUGAUGCCUACCUUAAUCACUACUAUCAAGAAUAUACGAGCAACAGCGACGCAACUCCUCAACUUUGUACACAAAAACAACCUUUAAUCGGUUUUACCCGAUCCUCUAACACCUCUUCAACCAACAACGAUGAUAUUCAUAUCGUAUUUGAAAGACCUUUGAUCCUAUCAACCACUGUGGAAGGGUAUUAUCAAUUUAUAAAUGGGGAUAACUCAAGCAUCUUGUUUGCUAAAAACACUGAAAAGCCAGUGUCUUCGUCAAAAUAUUUGGAUGAUAUGUGCAGACAUAAUCAUGCAGAAGUAAUGCCUUUAAACUUUUUCGCUCCAAGCUCCUGUCCUGACGCUCAUCUUAUUCCUCCUCUUCCGGAUUACAUUGAGCCUUUACCAUCGAAUUAUUAUUCUAAACUAUCGAAAGAAAAGGCGACAGCCAAUCCUUCUUACAUGGUAAAUUUGUUGAAUGCAUUUGUUUUGUAUUUGAUGGGCAGUGUGGUGUUAGUGUUCUUGACAAGAGUGUGA
This is a messenger RNA of Naegleria fowleri, 807 nucleotides long. RefSeq lists its product as uncharacterized. The transcript is spliced from 3 exons. NCBI's taxonomy places the organism in Eukaryota, Heterolobosea, Eutetramitea, Acrasida, Naegleriidae. The record is from RefSeq and is a predicted model, not a curated record. The coding region runs from base 1 to 807 and encodes 268 amino acids.